Messenger RNA from Lathyrus sativus (Indian pea), 729 nucleotides. The record is from the annotation of a GenBank genome assembly. Lineage: Eukaryota; Viridiplantae; Streptophyta; Magnoliopsida; Fabales; Fabaceae.
AUGGCAUCCCAGAGAAGCUUCAGCCCAAUAUUCAAUCCAUGCCACACUGCUUCCAAGGGAAAAACCUUCAAAUUUCACACUUACAAUAAUUCUAAUGUUAGUGUAACUAUCACUGCUUCUGCCAAAAGAAAAAGAAACUUGCAAUCUCCAUUGAUUGGGAAGAACCCGAGUAGGUCGCGCCCUCUGAUCACAAUAUCCCCGUGUGACGGAAAGUAUGACACGGAAUGGACGAGUGAUCAUCUUGUAUCUUUGCGAGACCUAAACUUACAUGAUUUGAUUAAAGGCGAAGAUGAUCCACGUAAGAAUGCACAAGUAUUCAUCAACCUCUCCUUCCAAAAGCAUGCUAGCUUUGGCCUAUCAGUAGAUGCAAGAAUCACCACAUCCUUCACUUCAAGAUGCGGCAACUGUUCUUCCACAUAUUGCAGACAGCUUGAUGCAAAUUUCAACAUAUGGGUUCUCAGGGCUGCAAGUAAAGACAAGCAACGCAGCAAGACACCGCUACCUGAAAUUGGAGGCGACCCAAAUGUGAUAUAUACUAGACCAGGAUAUGAAGUUGAUCUUGAUUCUCUUGUACGAGAUGCCAUCAGGAUAAACUCAUUAGUACAAGGUACUUGCUCGGAGUUGUGCGAGAAAUCUGAGGGUACUACACUAUAUUCAGCUAGGCGAAGUGAGCCUUCGUUUGAUAAAAGAUGGUCGAAACUAUUGGAACUAAAGAAAACGAUUUCAUGA